Messenger RNA from Aaosphaeria arxii CBS 175.79, 1665 nucleotides. RefSeq names its product subtilisin-like serine protease-like protein PR1A. The transcript has 4 exons. Bases 1 to 1209 code for a protein of 402 amino acids. Lineage: Eukaryota; Fungi; Ascomycota; Dothideomycetes; Pleosporales. The record is from RefSeq and is a predicted model, not a curated record. Gene Ontology annotation, molecular function: serine-type endopeptidase activity. Gene Ontology annotation, biological process: proteolysis.
AUGCGUUACGAAUUCCUGAUCGCGGCAUUGCCCAUCGCCCUCGCGGCCCCAACUGUCCAACCUCGUGCUCCCGUCAUCCUUCCACGUGCAGGAUCAGCAAUUCCAGGAAAGUGGAUCGUCAAGGUGAGGGAUGGCGCAGCUGGUACCGUGCUGGACCAGGCUCUUGCAACCUUGAAGAAGGACCCCGACCACGUCUUUGGCUUUGGCAAGUUCAAAGGCUUCUCUGGCCAGUUGUCCGACUCGACCGUCAGCGUUAUUUCGCUCAUCCCGGGUAUUGAAUACAUCGAGCAAGAUGCCAUUGUGACAGCCUACCUCGGCGAGGUGGAAAAGCGUGCAUACGUUACCCAGAGCUCCUCAACCUGGGGUCUCGGUCGUAUUUCCCAUGUCAAUAAGGGAAUCUCUUCCUACACCUACGAUGACAGUGCAGGUUCUGAUACCUGCUCUUAUGUGAUUGACACUGGUAUUUAUACCGCACAUCCUGAAUUCGAAGGCCGCGCAACUCAUCUUGCCAACUAUGCUGGUGAUGGCUCGACUGCUGAUGGCAACGGCCAUGGAACCCACGUUGCUGGUACCAUUGGUUCCAAGACAUACGGCGUCGCUAAGAAGACCAAGCUAUUCGCUGUGAAGGUUCUCGACAGCGCUGGAUCUGGCAGCAACUCUGGUGUGAUUGCUGGCAUCAACUUUGCUGCCAACGACCAGAAGACCCGAGCAGGCUGCUCUAAGGGUUCUGUUGCCAAUUUGUCUCUCGGUGGAAGCAAAUCUGCCACUGUCAACUCCGCUGCCGCCAAUGCUGUCUCUGCUGGCCUUUUCCUCGCUGUUGCCGCCGGAAACGACAAUGCCAACGCUGCCAACUACUCUCCUGCAUCGGAGCCCACGGCUUUCACCGUUGGUGCUACCGAUUCUAAUGAUGCCAGGGCCUCGUUCUCCAACUAUGGCGCAGUCGUUGACAUCUUCGCACCUGGUGUCUCUAUCCUUUCCACAUGGAGGAACGGUGGCACUAACUCUAUCUCCGGAACCUCAAUGGCCACUCCUCAUGUUGCUGGCCUUGGUGCUUACAUCUUGUCUCUUGAGGGCAAGAAGACCCCAGCUGCUCUCGGCUCCCGGCUCGUUGCCCUUGCCAAUAAGAACAAGAUCACUGGUCUCCCCAGCGGUACUGUCAAUGCGCUUGCGUUCAACGGGUAUGUUAUCUCCUACUCUUCCGUCUCUUGAAACCAAUACUAAUGAAUGGACAGCAACCCUUCUGGUUGAGUUAGUAUAUAAACACUCUGGUGAAAUAUGGGAACAGGUUACUAGAGCUUGAUGCGCUCUACAAACUCCCAAAGAGGUGGGAUAAUCAUUGGCAUUUGCUACUGCCUUUUUAUUCAAUCCCUGGAAUGCAUGCAUCGUUGGAGCUUCCUUUCUUUCUUACGAAUGGUAGUGUUAGUUUAUGAAGUUACCUCAAAUCUCUGCUAUAUUCGCAGCUCAUGUCGGAAGAUACAUUCACCCAAUAGCAGUUCAUGUGAUCUUGUUGAACGAGAGGCAAUAAACGCACCCCUCUCCUUGAGCAUAGGCUGACACGUCCUUGUACUAAUCUUUCAUGGUUUGAACAAUAUUGUACGAGUCAAACACAUACUUGUUGAGAGAGCCCCACACUGGGCCGCUCCAGGCUUGUGAAUUCCAGAGGAU